AUGUCGCUUAUGGUCGUCAGUAUGGCAUGUGUUGGGUUCUUCUUGCUGCAGGCGGCCUGGCCACAUGAGGGUGGUGAGGUCAAGCCCUUGCUGUCUGCCUCGCCCAGCACUGUGGUGCCUCCAGGACAUGUGACUCUUUGGUGUCAUUCUUAUCUUGGGUUUAACAACUUCAGUCUGUACAAGGAAGACGGGGUGCCUGUCCCUGAGCUCUACAACUGAAUAUUCUGGAACAGCCUUUUAAUGGGCCCUGUGACCCCAGCACACGCAGGGACCUACAGAUGUUGGGGUUCACACCCACACUCCCCCACUGUGUGGUCUGCACCCAGCAACCCCCUGGUGAUCAUGGUCACAGGAGUCCACAGAAAACCUUCCCUCCUGGCCCUCCCAGGUCCCCUGGUGAAAUCAGAAGAGACAGUCAUCCUGCAAUGUUGGUCAAAUGUCAUGUUUGAGCACUUCCUUCUGCACAGAGAGGGGAAGUUUGAGGGCACUUUGAACCUCACUGGAGAGCUCCAUGAUGGGGUCUCCAAGGCCAACUUCUCCAUCGGUCCCAUGAGGCACGACCUUGCAGGGACCUACAGAUGCUACGGUUCUGUUACUCACUCCCCCUAUGAGUGGUCAGCUCCCAGUGACCCUCUGGACAUCGUGAUCACAGGUCUAUAUGGGAAACCUUCUCUCUCAGCCCAGCCGGGCCCCACGGUUCAGGCAGGAGAGAAUGUGACCUUGUCCUGCAGCUCCAGGAGCUCCUAUGACGUGUACCAUCUAUCCAGAGAGGAGGGGGGCCAUGAACGUAGGCUCUCUGCAGUGCCCAAGGUCAACGGAACAUUCCAGGCAGACUUUCCUCUGGGCCCUGCCACUCACGGAGAGGCCUACAAAUGCUUCGGCUCUUUCCGUGACUCUCCCUACGAGUGGUCAGACCCAAGUGACCCACUGCUUAUUUCUGUCACAGGAAACCCUUCAAACAGUUGGCCUUCACCCACUGAACCAAGCUCCAAAACCAGUAUCGCCAGACACCUGCAUACUGUGAUUAGGAACUCAGUGGCCAUCAUCCUCUUCGCCAUCCUCCUCUUCCUUCUCCUUCAUCACUGCUGCUCCAGAAAAAAAGAUGCUGCUGUAAUGGACCAAGAGCCUGCGGGGGACAGAACAGUGAACAGGGAGGACUCUGAUGAUCAAGACCCUCCGGAGGUGACAUACGCACAGUUGGAUCACUGCGUUUUCACACAGAGAAAAAUCACUCGCCCUUCUCCGAGGCCCAAGACACCCCCAACAGAUACCAGCGUGUACACGGAACUUCCAGAUGCUGAGCCCAGAUCCAAAGUUGUCUCCUGCCCACGACAGCACAGUCAGGCCUUGAGGGGCCCCUCUAGGGAGACAACAGCCCUGUCUCAAACCCGGCUUGCCAGCUCCCAUGUACCAGCAGCUGGAAUCUGA
This is a messenger RNA of Nomascus leucogenys (northern white-cheeked gibbon), 1428 nucleotides long. RefSeq names its product putative killer cell immunoglobulin-like receptor like protein KIR3DP1. The record is from RefSeq and is a predicted model, not a curated record. NCBI's taxonomy places the organism in Eukaryota, Metazoa, Chordata, Mammalia, Primates, Hylobatidae.